GUCAGAAACGAAUACAUCGAUCGUUUUACAACGCUGAACCUCAAAAGGCAAGUUUUAAAGCACUUUUACUAAAUUGUUAGUCACACAUUGAAAAAUAAAGAAAACUCGUGACAACGUAGAUUCGCAGGAAGCAAUAAAUUAUCUAGCCGAGUGUCUAGCAGUCGCGGCGAGAGUAUCACUCUUACUGUUAGUGCCAUAACCAGCUGGCAGUGUGUUUCGGUGUAUCUAGGUCUGUUUACAAGCUAACCAAAAUGGCUGUCCAACUGAAACCAGAACACAUCCAUCUGCUGAACCAAAUAGCAAAGAAGGAAAACAUGGAGAAUUUCAUAAUGGAAACUAAGACGAUGGACCAAGAAGGAUAUUUAUCCAGAAUUGUCCUAGUAACCAUGAAGGAUGGGAGAAAGCAGCUAGAUUUAGCAGUGAAGUUACGACACUCAACUGGGUUCCAAAAUUUCGAGACUGCAAUAGUGUAUAAAGUGGAAAUAUUUAUGUAUGAAACUGUUUUUGAUGUGUUUGAAAAAUUCACUCGUAAUUCGGGCAUGAAAAAUCUAACUUUGAACGUUCCAAAAUACUACGGAAGGCACGAAUUGGACUGUUUAGUUAUGGAAAACCUUAACGUAAGUGAAUAUAGAUUGUGGAACAGGAAGGUACCUAUGAACUCUGAGCACCUAAGUUUGGUUAUGAAAAGUUAUGCAAAGUUACACUCAGUAUCAUUUGCAAUGAAGAAUAAAGAACCAGCGCAGUUUGCGGAGCUCGUCAAAGGUUUGCUAAAAUGUCGAGAUAAUGAAAAUUUGCAAGCUUAUGCCGACUUCUUUAAAAAUGCCCUACAAGCGGGUUUUAUCGCGUCCAAAGGAAGUGCAAGAGCGUCAGGGAUCAUGGUAAAGUUACAAGAAAAGAUGCCGAAAAUAGAAGAAAUAUUCAAGUUUGACCUAGACAGUCAUGUUUUGGUCCAUGCAGAUUGCCAUCCGAAUAACAUGAUGUUCAAAUAUGACAGUUCUAAAAAUCCACUCACUGUUUCACUCAUUGACUGGCAAAUGGUUAGACUAUCAACACCAGUCCUUGACCUUGCAUACUUUCUUCUCACUUGUAGUUCAAAAAAUGAUCUUGAUAAUUACAAAAAGUACCUGAAGCUCUACCAUGACGAAUUAUCCAGGAAUUUGACCGAAAUGUCAUGUAAUCCAGACGAGAUAUUUCCAUAUAGUCAGCUGGAGCUGCACUGGCAGAAAUGUUCAAUCAUUGGAAUGUACACAGCACUACUGGUAAUCAAACUGAGCCUGUUUGAGAAAAGUGAGAUAGGCCACGAAGAAGAGGGGGGUGACUUCUACAAACAAUUCUCAAUAGACCAGAUAAAUGCAGAUGAGUACAAAAAGAGAAUCCUUGAUGUGUUGUUCUUCAUGGAAGAAAAACAUUUGGUGUAAAGUGGUGUGUGGCCUAGAUCAUAUCAUGUAUAAAAAUGUGUAAUAAUUACAUACCACAUUUUAAUCACUAUUCACACCUAUUACUGAAGUAUAACAAUAAUAUGUCAUACUUUAAAUCGUGUUUCGUUAACUAGUUAGACUUCAAAUUAGUUAAAUUCACAAAUUUAAUCAUUCUAUAGACUAUGUUAUUAAAAAAUAUCGGGUGCAUGAAAUUUAUUGGUUUGUCGAACGGUAGAAUCUGUAUUGUAAUAUACCUGUGCGUAUUUAACUAUAUUAAACAAAAAAAAAACAGUAUUAUUUGUAACUCAGUAGUUCUGAUAUGUACAUCUAUAAGCAAAUAUAAAAGUCGAUUGAUAUUAACCACUAAAGAUUCAGAAAAAUAUAUAAAGGGUGUCCUUUUUAAGUUUUCUGUUAUGUAUCAUUUUUCUUAAAUUUAAAAUGUACUGUGAAUGACUUCAUUUAACUGUGCUUAUGAUUUUUAUGCCUCAAGUUCUGGCUAAACAAUAAAGAAAAAAGCAUUUAUCUCACUAGACUUGACCAAAAUAAGCUCGGUACUUAAAAAUUCCGGAGAAAUCAGAAAAAUCAUUACUCCUUAAAUAAAAAAAUUGGAUCUUAUUCAGUAGGCAAAAGAGAGAGACUGUUCUCUUGAAAGGACAACCGGCAAGCUUAAUGUAUUUGUAUAUACCUGUAUAUUAUCAGUAUUUGAGUAUAUUUUAUGCUAUUAAAGUAUAUAUUUUCAGAAUUA
Acanthoscelides obtectus is the source of this 2163-nucleotide messenger RNA. The record is from the annotation of a GenBank genome assembly. NCBI's taxonomy places the organism in Eukaryota, Metazoa, Arthropoda, Insecta, Coleoptera, Chrysomelidae.